This is a messenger RNA of Frieseomelitta varia, 849 nucleotides long. RefSeq names its product carbonic anhydrase 1-like. NCBI's taxonomy places the organism in Eukaryota, Metazoa, Arthropoda, Insecta, Hymenoptera, Apidae. Gene Ontology annotation, molecular function: zinc ion binding; carbonate dehydratase activity. The coding region runs from base 1 to 849 and encodes 282 amino acids. Gene Ontology annotation, cellular component: cytoplasm. The record is from RefSeq and is a predicted model, not a curated record. The transcript is spliced from 6 exons.
AUGGAAAGGUACGAACAAAAUGCCAAGUUGAUACGAGACUUAUUCAACAACGAAGGUACAUUGGAAUCCCCGAUCGAUUUAGACAUUAGUCACAUGAAAAUCAUCGAAUUAGACCCUUUGGAAUGGAUUGGUAUUGAUAUAACGCCAAGGAAACUAAAAAUUACCAAUACAGGAUUCACGGGUAAUAUAAUUUUGUGCGCGAAAUGGCAGCAAGGAGGCCCUUAUCUUUCUAGAGGGCCGUUCGAAGGGAAUUACAUGUUCGCGCAAGUUCAUUUUCAUUGGGGAGAGAACGAGAUGAAAGGCAGCGAGCAUACCGUUGACGGAGCAAGUAUGCCCAUGGAACUUCAUGUUGUGCAUUUCAAGGAAGAAUACGAAACAUUAGAAUCGGCCCUUCGACGACCUAAUGGCGUUACCGUUCUAGUAUAUUUCUGCAAAUUACAGGAUAAACCAAAUGAAUUUAUGGAUGGGAUCGUAAAUAACUUGGCUCUUAUUCGUACAGCACAUUCAUCAGUUCGCAUAACUCCUUUAAAAUUGACGAACAUUUUACGACCUUUCUCGCAAGAUUAUUUUUUAUAUUGGGGCUCGAUAACAACAGCACAUAAUAUACAUAAUAUUUUCUGGAUAAUCUGCAGAGAACCGAUUGGAAUUUCUGCAAAACAAAUUGCAGAAUUUCGCAGUUUAAACGAUGAGAAAGGAAUGUCCAUCUUGUCGAAUAUACGUCCAGUGAAAGGAAAACAGGAGAAAAGUGUUUUUCACGUUUCUCCAUCAGGAUCAAAGUACGCUUCGCUUUUGCCAAUUCCACGAGAUUUGUUAUCAAGUCAAAUCGAAGAAGACGGUGACACUAAUUAA